GACUCUCUGCGCAUGCGUGUUAGUGUGUCUGUAAGCCAGCCGCUGUAAACAUGGCUGGUGUUGGUUUCCGACGGUGGGCCCAAACCCUUACUAAAGGGAGAGGCGUUGGGAUUUCAGCUCUUCUUUCGGGAGCUAGAGCAGCCUCCGGUGCGUCUAAGGAUAGUCUCCCCGGCCCCUACCCUACGACCCCCGCGGAGAGAGCGGCUGCAGCAAAGAAGUACAACCUGAGGGUGGAAGACUAUGAGCCAUACCCAGACAACGGUCAGGGCUUUGGUGAUUAUCCAAAACUACCAGACAGAUCUCAGCAUGAGAGAGACCCCUGGUAUCAGUGGGACCACCCCGACCUGAGGAGAAACUGGGGAGAGCCGAUGCACUGGAAUUUUGACAUGUACAUCAGGAACAGGGUUGAUACCUCUCCUACUCCUGUGUCCUGGAAUUCAAUGUGCAAGCAGCUGUUUGGUUUCAUCGGUUUCAUGCUGUUUAUGUUCUACAUUGGGGAGGUGUUCCCCGCUUACCAGCCUGUUGCACCCAAACAGUAUCCUUACAAUAACCUGUAUCUGGAGAGAGGAGGAGAUCCUGAAAAACAACCAGAGGAAGUCAAAAAUUAUGAAAUCUAAUGCUUCAAAUCUGCUCCUUCUCAUGUAUAUAUGUUUCUGUCAAGAAUAAUAAAGACUUAUGUAAACAG
Messenger RNA from Sphaeramia orbicularis (orbiculate cardinalfish), 685 nucleotides. RefSeq names its product NADH:ubiquinone oxidoreductase subunit B8 (gene ndufb8). Gene Ontology annotation, biological process: mitochondrial electron transport, NADH to ubiquinone. Bases 51 to 617 code for a protein of 188 amino acids. Gene Ontology annotation, cellular component: respiratory chain complex I; mitochondrion. The transcript has 5 exons. Lineage: Eukaryota; Metazoa; Chordata; Actinopteri; Kurtiformes; Apogonidae. The record is from RefSeq and is a predicted model, not a curated record.